AUGCUGGGAAAGGUUGAGAAGAUCAGAGGUCGAGACCCAGACCGGUGGCAUCGAGACGCUCUUGGAAACACCGUGUUCUGGAAGCUCGUCGGUUGCCCAGGUUGCCUCUGUCAUGAUUAUGAUCACAUCGUGCCUUACUCUAAGCCACGUGGCUUUAUACCAUUGGAUGUGUGGGCUCCACACGUGCCAUGUCAGCAAUUUAACAGAAAAUUUGACGGAAGCUAA
Prunus armeniaca (apricot) is the source of this 225-nucleotide messenger RNA. NCBI's taxonomy places the organism in Eukaryota, Viridiplantae, Streptophyta, Magnoliopsida, Rosales, Rosaceae. The record is from the annotation of a GenBank genome assembly.